Molecule: messenger RNA, 5651 nt
Organism: Nymphaea colorata (pocket water lily)
Lineage: Eukaryota; Viridiplantae; Streptophyta; Magnoliopsida; Nymphaeales; Nymphaeaceae
Product: pentatricopeptide repeat-containing protein At3g63370, chloroplastic
Exons: 1
Coding region: 175-3093 (972 amino acids)
Biological process (GO): RNA modification
Molecular function (GO): zinc ion binding; protein binding; RNA binding
Source: RefSeq, a predicted model, not a curated record
CGUUUAUGGAAAGACCGAAGUGGAAUCUUUAAGUUUGCGGCCAUGGUAAUGGUAUCACUACUGUCUUUUUGGCUUCCUUUGGCUCUUUUCUUUAGAUUCCUUUUCCGAUAAAUUAGCCUGGAAAACUGGGAUGAUUCGUACAGAAUUCCCAUCCGGAUAUUUUAGAAAAACUUUAUGCAGGGUAAUCUGAGUCUUCCUCACCGAUCAAUGGCCACGAUUCUUAAUCUCAGAGCGGGUGUCAGCUCAGCCGUCCAUCACCCCAACGUGAUGAUGCCCAUGCACUCCCAGCCUCUGGGACGCUCCUCUCUGUCUCCACGACCACUGAGAGUUCCUCCCUUGGUAUCCUCUUCUCCUUCUGAUGUUGUGAGAUUGUGCAAGGAAGGAAGAUUUGAGGAGUCAUUUGAAGCCUUUGAUUUGUUUCUUAGAAAAAAUGGAAGUUUCUCUCAUCUGGGUGUCGACGUUUUAUCUUGUUUGUUGGAGCUAUGUGCCUCCCGUGGUGCCUUGUUCCAAGGCAAACAACUCCACGGGCGUAUCGUUUCUCUGCAUGGUAACGUUAUGGAUUCAUUUUUGGGUACCAAGUUGGUGUUCAUGUAUUCGAAGUGCGGUUGUCUGGAAGAUGCGCAACAUUUGUUUGAUGAAAUGCCUGACAGAACUGUAUUUACUUGGAAUGCAUUGAUUGGGGGCCUUGUGACAUAUGGACAGUCAGUGGCCGCGCUCAGAUUGUAUGGGAGGAUGUGCCAAUAUGGAGUUCUCCCUGAUGCUUGCACUUUUGCCUGUGCUCUCAAGGCUUGUGGAGAGUUGAACGAUGUUAAUUGCGGGAGGGUUGUCCACGGGCAGGCGGUAAAGGAGGGGUUUGGAUCAUCUGUCUUUGUCUUGAAUGCUCUGGUUUCAAUGUAUGCGAAAUGCGAUGAAUUGGAUUUGGCAUGCACAGUGUUUGACGGGAUUAGUGCAGAGAGGGAUGUGGUCUCAUGGAAUUCGAUAAUUUCAGCGAAUUCGCAGAGUGGGAACUCUAUUGAAGCCCUGAGGCUCUUCAGAGUCAUGCAAAGUGAUGGUGUUUCGAUGAAUUCAUUUACAAUUGUGGGAAUUCUGCAAGCAUGUGCCGAUCUAUCUUUGGUGCGAUUGGGCAUGGAGAUCCAUGCGAAACUUGUUAGAUUGGGCUUAGAAUCUAGUCUUUAUGAAUCGAAUUCACUUCUUGUUAUGUAUGCAAGGUGCGGUAAAAUGGGUCUUGCCUCUCUUGUCUUCAGAAAGAUGAAUAGCAGAGACGAUAUCUCGUGGAACUCCAUGCUCUCUGGUUAUGUACAAAACUUUAUGUACUGUGAAGCACUUGAUUUUUUCCGUGAAAUGCUGCAGAAUGGUCAAAGUCCUGAUAACGUCUCUAUUAUCAGCGUUCUUUCAGCAUGUGGCCGGUUGGGAAAUCUUUUUCAUGGCAUGGAGGCUCAUGCCUACGCAAUAAAAUUUGGGUUUGGUUUGGAUAACCCUGUAGGGAAUACAAUCGUAGAUAUGUAUACAAAGUGCUCCCGUAUGGACUAUGCGGACCUUGUCUUUUAUAGGAUGCCAGAAAAGGACAUCAUAUCUUGGACUACAAUCAUGGCUGGUUAUGCUCAGAACUUUUGCUGUCUUGCCACCAUUAAAUUGUUCAGAGAAGUUCAGAUGUUGGGUGUGACUGUGGAUCCCUUAAUGCUUGGGAGCAUUCUUCUUGCUUCUAGCGGUCUGGACAAAAUUCAUUAUGUGAAACAGAUACAUGGUUAUAUAUUUAGGCAUAACUUGUUUGAUCUAGUCUUAGCAAAUGCUCUUCUUGAUACAUAUGGGCAAAUGCGGAAUCUUAAAUAUGCCCUUGAUGUGUUCAAAAGUAUUGCAGAAAAGGAUGUCGUUUCUUGGACCAGUAUAAUUUCUAGUUAUGUUCAUAAUGGGUUACCAAAUGAAGCAUUUAAUCUGUUCCAUGAAAUGGGUGAAGAUGGUCACGAGCCUGAUGCAGUGGCCCUGAUCAGCAUUCUUUCUGCAGCUGCUGCUUUGUCUACUAUGAAUAGGGGCAAAGAAAUUCAUGGAUACCUUCUUAGAAGAGGUUUUACCAUUGAGGGAGCCACGGGUAAUGCUUUGGUGGACAUGUAUUCAAGGUGUGGGACGGUGGAUAAUGCAUACAAAUUGUUCGAAAGGAUUCAUGAUAAAGACUUGGUCUUGUGGUCAAGCAUGAUAAGUGCUUUUGGCAUGCAUGGUCGUGGAAAUGCUGCCAUUCUUAUGUUUACUCGAAUGCAGAAGUCUAAUGUACAACCUGAUCGUAUUGCUUUCUUGGCAAUUUUAUAUGCAUGUAGUCAUUCAGGUCUAGUUCAGGAAGGCAAGGCCUAUUUUGAAUCGAUGUUAAGCGAUCACCAUCUUGCACCGUGGCCUGAGCACUAUGCCUGCAUGGUUGAUCUUCUAGGCCGGAAUAAUUAUCUUAAUGAAGCUUAUAAUUUUAUAAAGGAUAUGGCAGUUGAACCUACAGCAGCAGUAUGGUGUGCUCUGCUCGGUGCAUGCAGAGUUUAUGGUAGUACAGAAAUAGGAUCAUUAGCUGCUCAGAAGCUUCUAGAAUUGGAACCAGAAAAGCCUGGAAAUUAUGUGCUUGUGUCGAACUUCUAUGCUGCAGCUGGGAAAGGGAAAGAUGUGGAAAAGGUGAGAGAGAAGAUGAGGCAGCGAGGAUUGAAGAAGGAUCCUGCAUGUACUUGGAUUGAAGUGAGGAACAAAAUGCACUCUUUUAUUGCUGGGGACAAAUCACAUCCCCAGUCAGAGGAGAUCUAUGCCAUGCUGGCUGAAAUUAAAGUUAAAUUGGAGAAGGCUGGAUUUAUGUCUCAGACAAAGCUUGUUUUGCACGAUGUAGGAGAAGAGAAGAAGGUGAAUAUGCUGUACAGCCAUAGCGAGAGAUUAGCUAUUUCAUUUGGUCUGAUCAGCACAAACCCACUAUCGCCUAUUCGGAUAACAAAGAAUCUCCGUGUUUGUGCUGACUGUCAUGAAUUCACUAAGUUUGUCUCAAGGGUUCUAGAACGAGAAAUCAUUGUGAGAGAUGCUAAUAGAUUUCAUCAUUACUGCAAUGGUGUAUGUUCUUGUGGUGACUUCUGGUAAUUUAUGAGAACUGAGAGGCUCAGUAUGUCUAUGGAAUCUUUUUUUUUUUUUCUGCCGUCAGCUGACUCACAUUCCUGAUUUCAUCUCAAUAAUUGUGAGGUGAUUACGGAAAAUCCUGGGCAUGAUGUGGACGGCUUAGUGGCCGCGAUGCAAUUUUGCAUAUGGAGGCACAAAUGAGAGCCAGAAGUUAACCGCUUAUAGAACUUAGUAUAAAAUGGAAAUGUAAGUGACUCGUACGAUGCUAGAUGAGGUGGUGAUGCAUGUAUUGUACGCUCUCGGCAGCAGUAGUGGCUGUGGAUGAUGAACUUAUGACAUCGAUAUUGGUUGCAAGUGGAUGUGAUCUUGCUGAUGUGAAUAGUAAUAUUGGUGACAGCACGAAGUGGUACAAGAUUGAUGUUUCUGGUGGAGAUUCAUGUGAAAUUGGUAUUUGUCAAAGUUGGUAAUGGUUGUCCCACGGAACUUGAAAGUUCUGGUUCACAUUUAUGAAGUCGCUGUGUACGUUUACAUGGGCGAACGGUCUCGUUGACGGAGAUGAACGCAGAAUGUGCGGUCAUAUUGAUAAUAAUGAUCUGUUAAAGAAAUAUCCUUAGGGUAAGGGUUGGAGGAAAAGAGGAUAUUUUGUCUGGAAAUGUCUUGGCAUGAAAAACUUUUGUUGAAGCAAUAAUUUCCAUGACGGCAGGAACUGUCGAGCAACCUUUUGUAGACACACUUGGGCUGAUUAACGAACGGAAAUUUCUUUUUACUGAUCUUAGCUUGUUUGAGCAGGAAUAUUUUGCUCUCCCAUGAUAACGUACAUCCAUUGAUCUAUGUGCAGUGGGGAUCGAGAACCUCCUAGUGAUGCUGUCAGUCUUCAUGCAAUGAUCUCUGUCAGAUACUGCCACCUUUUAGCCGCCGAAAGAAGUUUUUCAGACCGCACCAAUCUCUGGUUCUUAGUUGGGAGGUGCAAUUCAGUCAUUUUGAGUAGUACCCUUAUUUGGUCGCUCUCAGAUAUUGCCACCUUUCAAGCGCCGAAUAUCAUUCAUUUACUGAUGCAAGAAAGAAGAUUUUCAGGCGGCACCAGUCUCUGGUUCUUAGUUCGGAGGUGCAAUUCAGUCAUUUUUAGUAGUACCCUUAUUUGGUCGCUCUCAGAUAUUGCAACCUUUCAAGCGCCGUAUCAUUCAUUUACUGAUGCAAGAAAGAAGAUUUUCAGGCGGCACCAGUCUCUGGUUCUUAGUUGGAAGGUGCAAUUCAGUCAAUGAACUGUAAAAUUCUAUGAAACUGCCGUCCAGAAAUAUCACGUGCAGCCACAACUGAAACCCACAGCAAAAUGUUCACAUGGUUUUUGACUCGUGAAAUGGAGUACUUGUGUUGUUGCUGGGACCUUGUUUUGGUCGUGAAGGUGUAUUGGCACACACGAGCGUCAAAGUUGCAGAAUCACAGCCUAAAUCCCGAAAGAAUAACAAGAGGAAUUAGCGGCAAAAGGCAAAUCCACUGCAAUUAUUUUGACAAACCAGUGAGAGGUGGGGAAGGAGGAGCAUUAAGAGGGCAGCUUAUGGAAUAAGUGAAUGAAUAAGUUGGAACCUUGAUAACAUCGGUCCAUCAAUAUAUGCAACGUGAUCUCUAUCAGCCUGAAUGCGUCGGCUGAUUCUUUUGGCUCUUGAACAAGUCUAGCUAGACCCAUUGGAGCUUGCUCAUUGAGGAUGGAAACUUGUUCGAGGAGCUUCGGCAAGGAGUCCUGCACAUGUUCGGUUCUGAGCUCAAUUAUCAUAAAUGGACGGACUUGUGAGAAAAUUUUACUUUCGGUAAGGAGCUAGAAGCCAAGACUCCCCCGGUGAUGCCCAUAGGAAGUCCGACCACAAACUGCCCAUCUACCAGUCACUGGUCCAACCAGCCAUUACCAUUUCCAAGCCCCUUGAAAUGAGAAGUUUUUUGUUCUUAGAGCAUUUUUUCCAAUAUGUAGUGACACAUUAGCAUCCAAUAUCAGAACUUCUCCUAUAAAAACCCGACACGAACACCAUACGAUCCGAUGUAUUUGCUGAUGCGAGCCAAUACUGACGAAGAUUGCCUCUGCAUAAACCUUAUCAUCUAAGUAGUACAGUAACGUCCUUGAUUGGCCAAAAGUUAUGAAUGUCUGAAAGUUAAACUGCAGCUGCACGUCCGGCAGCCAUGGCUGGGGCUUGGUCUCACUUUGCCAACCUCUUUUUAAGUUUUGGUGCUUAUCCAUUUACUGCUAGUUCGCAUUUAGAGAGCCUUAUGGUGGGUCGAAAGUUGUGCAUGGCAAGGUAGAAUAACCCAUGCCUACCGAGCCCACUUUGCGUAUUGAGAAGGCCGUCACCUUAAAUGGUGUGCUCGCCGGAAUCGUCUCCAAUCUUCACCCUCCAUUUUGCAGCGGCACAGCGAAGCUGGGACCCGUCGUGGCCCCAUUUAGUGAGCCCUGCUAUUGUCAGAUCCAUGGUGUACACUGUACAGGUCUGGUCUCCAUGGACAAGUUUGAACGUAGAAAUGGAAAAUAGUCAUGUGAUGCCAUGAAGAAGUUCUGCAUUGUUAUUGAUAGAUAUUUCUGUUUAUCUGUUCAUUUA